This is a messenger RNA of Pelmatolapia mariae (spotted tilapia), 819 nucleotides long. RefSeq names its product hatching enzyme 1.2. Gene Ontology annotation, biological process: proteolysis. The transcript is spliced from 10 exons. Bases 1 to 819 code for a protein of 272 amino acids. NCBI's taxonomy places the organism in Eukaryota, Metazoa, Chordata, Actinopteri, Cichliformes, Cichlidae. The record is from RefSeq and is a predicted model, not a curated record. Gene Ontology annotation, molecular function: metalloendopeptidase activity; zinc ion binding.
AUGGUAAAAAUGUACUGCAGUCCUCUACAAGAAGCCAAACGAGCACUUAAAGAUGACUGGCUAAUCAAGGCGGUGCAUUACAUGGAGGAAAACCCAGAAACUUUAGAAGAGCUGAUGGACAAAAACUACGCUUUGGCAGAAGGAGACAUGGUGCUGUUGAAUGACAGGAAUGCAGUGAGCAGUAGCUGGCCAACUCUGGAGAUACCCUAUAUCAUUAGCCCAGAUUUAGGUAAUCGCACAGAUGAUAUUCUCUCUGCUAUGGAGAUGGUGUCCAAACACACCUGUGUAUCCUUCCACAAGCGAACUAUCGAGCAAAACUACCUGCUCUUCAAAACCAGUACAGGCUGUGCGUCAUUUGUGGGCUUAAAGGGUGGUGAGCAGCCUGUUUUUGUUGGGCCCCAGUGCAUGGUAGGUAACAUUGCACAUGAGAUUCUUCACGCUCUGGGUUUCCACCAUGAACACACAAGGAUGGACCGUGAACAGUACAUCACCAUUAUUCACAGCAACAUUAUGCCAGGGAUGGAGAAAAACUUCAGAAUGCAAGAAGGCGAAACCUUUUCUCUUCCAUAUGACGCUACCUCCAUCAUGCACUAUGGAAGGGAUUUUUUUUCAGCGAGCGGCCUGCCCACCAUCUUCCCAAAAAAAGAUGUGAAGGAAAUGGGACAGAGAGAUAAACUGACAAAGACUGACAUUGAAAGGGUUCGACGUCUCUACAGCUGUGUCCAGAAGGUGGCGGUAAUGCACCUGAAGGUGUUUGGCAACCGCCAUAAAAAGAUAGAAGAAGGCCCCACAGAAACCAGUGUGAGUAUUCCAGUUUGA